Nylanderia fulva is the source of this 4672-nucleotide messenger RNA. Lineage: Eukaryota; Metazoa; Arthropoda; Insecta; Hymenoptera; Formicidae. The record is from RefSeq and is a predicted model, not a curated record.
UUUUGACCGUCAGUUUGAUUACGGGUGCCACUCGCACCGCACGCGUGAUAUCGGCGUACACUCGCACGCCUCUCUUUCGCGCGAUCGGCGAACAGGACGAGGAAACACAUUCGCGACGAUUUCUCUUCGCUAUCCCCUUUCUUUCCAGCAGAGCCCACAAUCACGGGGUGGAAAAAAGGGUUGCAGGAAAAAAAAACGGACAACUGUCCAGGGGAGAGCUAUUCGUCUCGGAUUUAAGUAACGAUUGGCAUGUAUACGAUAUAGUAAUCGUUACAUUUAAAUAUCACAAUGUGGAGAACUCACCGAUCAAUUUGCAUGCUGCCAAUCUGGGUGUUCAUUGUAUUGAAUUUGUUGAUCAAUGUUUCAGCGCAAACAACCUGCAAUGGUGGUUUAGGUAGAGUCGUCUAUGAGAGACUUCCGGAUCAACAACUUCAGGGCUUCGACGACGAUGUAGUGCGAGACUCGGCGCCUCCGUUUAGGGUUCUGGAAAAGUGUCAAGAGCUCUGUCUGCGCGAUAGAACGGCAACGAACAACUUAGUCCGCGCGUGUACGAGCUUUGACUUUCAACCUGGCAGUAGAAUUGCGUCCUUUAGCGGCGCGGCCGAGUACGAGGAGAGUACUUGUUAUUUAACGAGGGAACAAGCACAGCCGGAGGGCAUCGGAAAUCUCAUGCUCGUACCAAACAGCGUGCAUUUUACCGAAGUGUGCCUGGCGUCUGAUAGAAUAGAAAGGGAAUGUCCAAACCGGCAUUAUGUAUUUGAGAGGCAUCCGAGGAAGAAGCUGAAGUUACCUCUAACGGACAUCAAAGAAGUCAGUGCUGCGAAUAGAACCGAUUGUGAAGAUAGAUGUCUUAAUGAGUUCAGUUUUGUCUGCCGAUCAGCGACGUACGACACUGCCUUGAGAAGCUGUUCUCUCAGUCGUUUUACACGAAGAACUCAUCCCGAAUUACUCGAGGAUGAUCCAAAUUCUGAUUAUCUUGAAAAUACUUGUCUUAAUGCCGAGCGACGAUGUGAUGGUCUCGCUGUAUUUGUCAAAGAAGAAAAUAAACGUUUACGCGGUCCAUUUGAGGUGGAUAUUUACACAAACCUCACUUUGGACGAGUGUCAAGCACUAUGUCUUAGGGCGGAGAAAUAUUUCUGUCGCAGCGUUGAGUUCGACGAGCAAACUCGUCAAUGUGUUAUAUCUGAGGAAGAUUCAGUUUCGCAAAAGGAUGAUAUUGGAAUUAGUAGUAGCCCCAGUCAUCACUUUUACGACCUCGUCUGCUUAGAUAAUCAUCCGUCCGUAGCACGCGGUUCGGAAUACCCGGACAGCAGCUCGACGUCGCACCUCUUCGCCGACGGUCGACGUCCAGACACGGCCUUCCAACGUUAUCGGAACUCGCGUCUGAGCGGUGAGUUCCAUUCGGAGAUCACUGGACGCAGUCUCAGCGAGUGUCUUGACGAGUGUCUCCGGCAAACGAGCUUCCAAUGCCGCAGCGCCGUCUACUCCGAGCAUUAUCACACCUGUCGAUUGAGCAGAUUCAAUCAGCGAGACGGCCACAGGAUUAUCUACGAUGCUGAUUACGACUAUUACGAGAAUCUCAUGCAUCAAUAUCUAGAUGGAGAUCGCGAUGGUCCUGGAUACAGACCGGAUCCUCUGGGACAGGACACAAACUUUGGACGACCCUCUUUAGGAAGGCCGGGAUACCCGGAUGAUUAUGAUAAAGGAUAUUCCAGCAGCGCCAAACCAGAUCGUUAUCCCGAUCGCUAUCCAGAUCGUAUUCCAGAUCGUUAUCCAGAUCGAUACCCAGAUCGUUAUCCUGAUCGCUAUCCAGAUCGUUAUCCCGAUCGUCGUCCUUUAGAUGACAGGUAUCCAGAUAACAGGUAUCCAGGACAGUAUCCUUCGGGCGAUUCGGACAAUUAUCCAGACCGGUAUCCUUACAGUGAUCGAUAUCCCGAUAGAUAUCCAGCUUCCGCUGGAGAUCGUUAUCCCACAGGAGAUCGUUAUCCCGCAGGAGAUCGUUAUCCCGCAGGAGAUCGUUAUCCCGCAGGAGAUCGUUAUCCCGCAGGAGAUCGUUAUCCUACAGGAGAUCGUUAUCCCGCAGGAGAUCGUUAUCCCGCAGGAGAUCGUUAUCCCGCAGGAGAUCGUUAUCCUACAGGAGAUCGUUAUCCCACAGGAGAUCGUUAUCCUACAGGAGAUCGUUAUCCUUCGUCUGAUCGUUAUCCCGUUGGAGAUCGUUAUCCAAUUUCAGAUCGAUAUCCAAUUUCCGAUCGAUAUCCCAUUAGAGGAGGAGAUCGUCAACCUAUCGGCAGUGAUAAAUAUCCUAUGCCCGAGUCCGGAACAGACAGAUAUCCUGCCACUGGCCGAUAUCCUGUAAUACAUGGUGUUCGAUAUCCGUCAACUCCAAGUCGAUAUCCUGUCGACGUCAGCGAUCGAUACCCGAAUAUGAUUGACCGAUAUCCUUUCUCAGAAGAUCCAUUAGAUCGAUAUCCUACAGCAGUAGGCGGCGAUCGAAUUCCGAACGAUCGAUAUCCAGCCACUGGCAGAUAUCCUGACAAAGAUCCUUAUGCCAAUCGCAGGUAUCCGCCGUCAGGACACGGAAUGUAUUCGCACGGAUUCGUCGAUGAUGUUCGCGGACCUCAAAGCCAUGGUAACGAGCCACGACCUCAUUAUCCCGGUGGUCCUUACGGUUCGGUGCGACCAGUUGGAGGAUACGGGAGCGGUAGCGAUGGCGGAAUCGUGGGUGGCGGGUACAUAGGCGAAGGUGGUGUCUACAACCCUCGUCCGUUUGGUACCGCCGGCGGGCCCAUCAUAGGCAGACCUCCGUUAAUAUCUAGAUGCGACGAGCAAGAUAAUUUUAGACAAGUCGGACCUCAUACGAGAGUGCGAAAGCCAUUUGUCAGACGUUAUACCACUGCCUCGUCUUUAGCUCAGUGCGAGAGAGAAUGUGCCGAUGCUAGAGACUUCGUUUGCAGAUCCUUCAAUUACCGGCCCUACGCCGCGCCUUACGGAGCCGAGAGGGACAAUUGCGAGCUCAGCGACAGGGAUUCCAGGGACAUGGACAUGGGUAACCCAGUUUAUUACGACACCGGUUCUGAUUACGACUUCUACGAGAGGAACAACGGUCGCCAAGGCGCGGACGGGGAAUGUUUGGACGUGAGUCAAGUCUGUAGUGAGGAUGGGAUGGAGUUUACUCUGAGGACGCCGGAGGGUUUCAUUGGGCGAAUUUACACGUACGGAUACUAUGAUCGGUGCUUCUUCCGCGGAAACGGCGGGACCGUGAACGUGCUUCGUAUCAGCGGACCACAGGGAUACCCUGAGUGCGGCACGCAGAGAUACGGCGAUACGAUGACAAACAUCGUGGUGGUGCAAUUUUCGGACUAUGUGCAAACCGGACGAGAUAAGCGAUUCAACCUGACGUGCCUGUUUCGGGGACCUGGCGAGGCUGUCGUCACGUCCGGCUACAUCGGUGCCGGAUCAGGGUCUCCCAUCCCCAUCGAAUAUCUCCCAGCGGAAAAUACCCUGAGUUCCAAAGUACGUUUGAUGAUUCUCUACCAGGGUAGACCUACGACUACUAUCGCUGUUGGUGACCCUUUGACUUUCAGACUCGAAGCUCAGGACGGAUACAAUUACGUAACAGAUAUAUUCGCUACCAAUGUUAUUGCAAGAGAUCCCUACUCUGGUAGAAGCGUUCAACUGAUAGACAGAUACGGCUGUCCCGUGGACAACUACGUGUUUCCGGGAUUGGAUCGCCUUCGUGACGGCGACAGCCUCGAGGCCCGCUUUAACGCCUUCAAAAUACCCGAAUCAAAUUUCCUGGUGUUCGAGGCGAAUGUGCGAACGUGCCGUGACGGCUGCCAACCGGCGUAUUGUUCCGGUGGCACCGGUAGAAGCGAACCGUCCUUCGGUAGACGGCGAAGGGACGUAAAUAAUGAUACGGUAGCGGAUGAAGACGAAAUGUCGCCGAUAAUCGUGACGGACGACGACGCCGAGAACGCAUCGACGACGAACUUCAACGUAACCGGCAUCGCAGAUGACGAGCCCGAGACUGGGGAAAACGAGGAGGAGGAAGAGCACGUCAGAGAAAUGAUAGAGGUUCUCGAUUCGCGAAUGGACAUCGAAGAUGAAAUGGUCGUGGAAAGACAAACCAAAAUCCCGGAAAAUAUUUGUAUAACUCAAAACGAAUAUUAUGGAUUAGUUACAGCAGUGGGAAUCCUCGUCGUUCUCUUGGCCUCCGUCGUUCUUUUAUCUAUGCUCGUUUACAGAAAAUACGUUUAUUCCGUGAUCAUGAAAAAUCGUAGACUCGACAAGACCUGCAAUCGUAGCAGCCAUUCCGAUGAACCGUACAGCAGCCGAGUCAACAACUUUUCUUUCAUGAGGGCAGGACUUCAAAAACCAUUUCAGGCCUCAUCGAUCUCGAGAUCAAUGAGCAACGCUAUCGGCCAACGUUUCGCUUCAUCAUCUACCGCUCUGGAAGGUGCUGUGGGAUUGUCUACUGGACGACGUAGCGGUUUUGAUCCGAGUGAACCGAUUUACACUGAUCCCUCGCUCUUUGAGGUCACUCAUUGCUCGAAUACCACGAAAUCAGGCCUCAACGAUAACUUUCAUCUUAUGUAGAACAAGUAUUUGCGAAGAGCGAUUUUAAAAUUGCAUACAUAUCACUCAAAAAAAAUUUGUUAACUUGACUAAACUU